GGGGGCGGGGCCUGCGGGCGCGCGCACGCGUCCGGCGCGCCCCCUCCCGGCCGCCAUGUUGGCUGGUGUGUGGGUGUCAAACGGAGCAAGACGCGGUGGUGGCGGCGGCUCCCCGGGCUCCGGUCGCUCCCGCCUCCCCAGCGCUGCCGGCGGCCGCAGCGGUGCACCCACGCCGGCCCGGAGGAGCAGAGUGUUCGUUUCUGUGUCGGGCACAGUACUAAGUGCUGGGUGCUCACUGGUGAUGAGGCAGAUGAAGGUUACCAAACUUGUGGACAGGAGCCUCAUGUCAGAGACGUGGACCUCACUGUAGCCUGGUCAUGGCUUCCAGCUUUUCGAAUCUGAGGCUCCAAAGGAGGAAAUGACCAUUCAGGGAUCUUACUCCAGCUUGAUUACGGAAACUGAACCUUCAUAAGGUGUGCACUUACCAAGGACAGGAAGGUUUCUCUCUUUGAAGGGCUUUAAACUUAUAACAGAGAAAAUAAAAAUGACGACUUCGUCUAUCAGACGGCAGAUGAAAAACAUCGUGAACAAUUACUCAGAGGCAGAAAUCAAAGUCCGGGAAGCCACCUCCAAUGACCCGUGGGGCCCGUCCAGUUCUCUGAUGACCGAGAUUGCCGACCUGACCUACAACGUGGUGGCCUUCUCGGAGAUCAUGAGCAUGGUGUGGAAGCGGCUCAAUGACCAUGGCAAGAACUGGCGGCAUGUGUACAAGGCACUGACCCUGCUGGACUACCUCAUCAAGACAGGCUCCGAACGUGUGGCCCAGCAGUGCCGGGAGAACAUCUUCGCCAUCCAGACCCUGAAGGACUUCCAGUACAUUGACCGAGAUGGGAAGGACCAGGGCAUCAAUGUGCGUGAGAAGUCAAAGCAACUGGUGGCCCUCCUCAAAGACGAGGAACGGCUGAAGGCUGAGAGGGCCCAGGCUCUCAAAACCAAAGAGCGCAUGGCCCAGGUUGCCACUGGCAUGGGCAGCAACCAGAUCACCUUUGGGCGAGGCUCCAGCCAGCCCAACCUCUCCACCAGCCACUCGGAGCAGGAGUAUGGCAAGGCCGGGGGCUCCCCAGCCUCCUACCAUGGCUCGCCUGAGGCCUCACUGUGCCCCCAGCACCGCACAGGGGCCCCGCUGGGUCAGAGUGAGGAGCUGCAGCCACUGAGCCAGCGCCACCCCUUCCUGCCGCACCUGGGGCUGGCCUCCCGCCCAAAUGGCGACUGGUCCCAGCCCUGCCUCACUUGUGACCGCGCAGCCCGAGCCACCUCCCCGCGAGUGUCCUCUGAGCUGGAGCAAGCCCGGCCCCAGACUAGUGGAGAAGAGGAGCUUCAGCUGCAGCUGGCACUUGCUAUGAGCAGAGAAGUGGCUGAGCAGGAAGAACGCCUCAGGCGGGGUGAUGACCUCAGAUUACAGAUGGCCCUGGAAGAAAGCCGAAGGGACACAGUUAAAAUUCCAAAAAAGAAAGAGCACGGCUCUCUCCCACAGCAGACUACACUGUUGGAUUUAAUGGAUGCUCUCCCCAGCUCAGGCCCCGCGUCCCAGAAAGCGGAGCCCUGGGGCCCGUCGGCCUCCACUAACCAGACCAACCCCUGGGGCGGGCCAGCGGCUCCUGCGAGUACUUCAGAACCCUGGCCAUCGUUUGGUACCAAGCCAGCUGCCUCCAUUGACCCAUGGGGGGUGCCCACUGGAGCCAGCACACAAUCUGUCCCCAAGAACUCGGACCCCUGGGCAGCUUCACAGCAGCCUGCCUCCAGUGCUGGGAAAACAGUUUCUGAUGCGUGGGGUGCAGUCUCCACCACCAAGCCUGUGUCUGCCUCUGGGUCCUUUGAGGUCUUCAGUAAUCUGAAUGGUACAAUUAAAGACGACUUUUCUGAAUUUGACAACCUUCGGACUUCAAAAAAAACAGCCGAAUCUGUGACCUCUCUGCCAUCCCAAAACAAUGGAACUACCAGCCCUGACCCCUUUGAGUCUCAACCCCUGACCGUCGCCUCAAGCAAGCCCAGCAGUGCCCGGAAAACACCUGAGUCCUUCCUGGGCCCCAACGCGGCCCUGGUGAACCUGGACUCACUGGUCACCAGGCCUGCCCCACCGGCCCAGUCCCUCAACCCUUUCCUGGCACCAGGUGUACCCGCUACCUCGGCCCCUGUUAACCCCUUCCAAGUGAACCAGCCCCAGCCACUGACGCUGAACCAGCUUCGGGGGAGCCCAGUCCUGGGGACCAGCACAUCCUUUGGGCCUGGCCCAGGAGUGGAGUCCAUGGCUGUGGCCUCGAUGACCUCCACGGCCCCACAGCCAGCUCUGGGGGCCAGUGGUUCCUCUCUGACACCACUGGGCCCUGCAACGAUGAACAUGGUGGGCAGUGUGGGUAUCCCCCCAUCGGCAGCCCAGGCCACCGGCACAACCAACCCUUUCCUUCUCUAGUGCCUGGGCCUGGGACCCGCCCAGAGCACCUGUGCUGGAGGAUGCAGAGCAGGGACUCUCGUCUGUGGGACGGGAUCCAAGAGUUUGGGGAUUAGGGGUAUUAGGGCUUUUCAGCUCCAGCUUCCUGACAAAAGGGCUGUCUUUACAGCCCCAACCCUCAGACCCUCGCCUUCCAAGGCAGGCCCCUCGGCCUGGCCUGCUCUCACCACCUCCUCCAAAGCACUCAGGUCCUGGCAGGGCUCCUCUGAGGCCUUGGACGAGAAGGUGGAUUCAUCAGUGUUGCCCUUGCCCCCAGCCUCAGCCUGAGGGUCUCCAGGAUGUUGCUUGGCCCAGGACUUGGGGUGGUGGCCUUGUCUUUGUCCUCCCCACCCCCCAGCCCUAGGGACACCCCAGGCAGUCCUGGGUGUGGACACGAUUAAGCACCGGCUCCAUAAGACACCUUUUGGAGAAGUGGUUGUGCAUAUUUUAUUUUUCUUUGACUCGUGUGAGUUCAAAAAAAACACCACCACCGUGGACAACUCUUGAAUUAAAUCCACUAGAGCGAGCUUUAAAACUAAUCUGAGCAUAACCCCCAACGUGGCUCUAUGCUUGUGUACCUUUGCACAUAUUUUGUUUAGUACAGUUUUGGUUUUUUUUUUUUUAUCAAGACGGAGUCUCGCUCUGUCGCCCAGG
Molecule: messenger RNA, 3082 nt
Organism: Nomascus leucogenys (northern white-cheeked gibbon)
Lineage: Eukaryota; Metazoa; Chordata; Mammalia; Primates; Hylobatidae
Source: RefSeq, a predicted model, not a curated record